AUGUCUGAAUUAAAGUCCACCACAGUGGCCAAGAUGCCCGAUGCUGAAUCAAACGUCGGCGAAAGCACUACGUAUACAGAUUACAAGGCCGAGAGGUCCUAUGUUAGGAAGAUUGAUUUCAUUGUGCUUCCAACGCUAUGCUUGAGCAAUUUGGCAAAUGCAAAGACAGAUGGCCUUGAAAAGGACUUGAAUCUAAAGGGCAAUGACUAUUCUCUAUUAAUCCUCCUGUUCUAUAUCCCCUUUGGUUUGUUCGAUCUGCCAUGGAAUAUUUUGAUAAAGAUAUUUUCAGGAAGGAUUAUGCUGUCUAUUAUGUCUAUUGCGUGGGGAGUUCUAGCGCUCUGCCAAUGCGCCGCUAAAGACUUUGGUUCUCUACUUGCAAUUCGCAUCAUAUUAGGUGUUUUUGAAGCCGGUUUCUUUGCAGGAGCUACGUUUUACCUCACCUUGUUCUAUACGCGCGGAGAAAUGGGAUUCCGCCUGGCUAUCAUGCAGUCAUUUGCAGUUCUGGCGUCUGCCUUUAGUGGGCUUAUCUCCUUUGGGGCAUUCCAGAUAAAUGAUCCGGCAGUCAAAGGGUGGCAGUGGCUAUUUAUUAUUGAAGGAUCAAUGACACUAGUCACCGGAGUUGUGGCAUUCUUCCUACUACCAGACGGGGCACACAAAGCCUGGUUUUUGAGUGACAGAGAGAGGGCAGCAGCGACGGCACGUCAGCUUCGGGAUACUUCGUCGGAGGUGGAUACCCCAUUUGAUCUCAAGUCUGCCUUUGAGUCUUGGAGCGACUGGAAAUUCCCAGUAUGGUGUUUGAUUACGUUCACAUACCCUGUUGCCUAUGCCACUGCAAUGAAUUUCUUCCCGUUGCAGAUUGUUCAACGAUUGGGAUACUCUGUCAUUAAGACUAAUAUCUGGACGGUGGCACCUAAUCUCGUCGGCGCAGUAUUCCUGCUAUGCGUGGCCAAGUCAUCGGACUAUUUCCGCGAAAGAACGCUCCAUAUUGUCUUUUCUUUGGCGGUAUCAUUGGUCGGAAUGGUUAUAUUAAUCGCCAUUGACGUUCAGAACAACAAGGGGGUAGCAUACUUUGCUUGUUUCCUAAUGGCAGCAGGAUCAUAUAUUCCGUCUUGUCUCGUCCACGCAUGGCACAACAACAACAACGUACACGAGAACUCGCGAGCUGCCAAUACGGGCUUCUUUGUGGGACUGGGAAAUUUCGCUGGAGUACUGAGCGCCGGUACAUUCCGAACUCAAUAUGCACCAAAGUAUCUCCCGACUCUCAUCGCGACUUGCUGUUGCAAUGCAGUUUGCAUUUUCCUUGUUCUCGGAUUGGGAGGCUGGAUGCGGAUGGAGAAUCAUCGCCGAGACAGCAAACAAGGACUAAGACUGAGAGAGAAUCAGACUGAUACUAGUCAGUUCAAGGAGGGAGAAAAGAGUCCAGAGUGGAGAUACUUCCCUUGA
Messenger RNA from Penicillium verrucosum, 1443 nucleotides. RefSeq names its product Major facilitator superfamily domain general substrate transporter. Gene Ontology annotation, molecular function: transmembrane transporter activity. Gene Ontology annotation, cellular component: membrane. Lineage: Eukaryota; Fungi; Ascomycota; Eurotiomycetes; Eurotiales; Aspergillaceae. The coding region runs from base 1 to 1443 and encodes 480 amino acids. The transcript is spliced from 5 exons. Gene Ontology annotation, biological process: transmembrane transport. The record is from RefSeq and is a predicted model, not a curated record.